UACCACAGGCCCCGCACUGGACAUUAUCCAUUAUAGGAGCAAAAUAGCAAAGACAAAGCAACCUCACAAAUUAUUAAAGUACAAAACAUCAAGCAACCUCCAAAAGAUUGCUAACUUUUAAAACUAAUUUAAUCUUAUCCCAGGAUUUCAAGGGAAGAAAAGAACCCCAGAUCCAUCCACCAUUCCAACUCCUUGACUCUCAGCUCUGCUCAUUCAAUCCAGGUUUUGAUAUUGAUUGGUGUAGUUGAUUUGCUGCUUUUAAGAGUCAGUGAAAUCUCUAGGGCUAUUUGGGUUCAUGGGGGGAAGGAGUUCUAAGGAGGGCAGUAGGAGGCAGACUUCUUCAUUUGGUUCAACUUCAUCCUCAUGGGAUUCUCAUUAUGAAUAUCCUCAGUCAACAUAUGGUCAACAGAGUCGGGGUUAUAAUUAUAUGCCACAGCAGAACUAUGCCACACCCCAGUAUUACCCGCCUCCACCUCAACCUCAACCUCCACCUCCACCUCCACCUCCACAGCAGAAUUAUGCCACACACCAGUAUUACCCGUCUCCACCUCAACCUCCACCUCCUCAAGGUUACAGUGUUGAUAAAAGGAAAUUAGAGAGGAAGUAUUCAAGAAUUGCAGAUAACUAUAAUUCCUUAGAAGAGGUGACUGUUGCACUUGCACAUGCAGGCCUUGAAUCUUCCAAUCUCAUUGUAGGUAUUGAUUUCACAAAGAGUAAUGAGUGGACAGGUGCAAGGUCAUUCCAUAGAAAAAGCUUGCAUCAUGUUGGCGAGGGACUAAAUCCUUACGAGCAAGCAAUAUCUAUUAUUGGAAAAACAUUAGCUGCCUUUGACGAGGAUAAUAUGAUUCCCUGUUAUGGAUUUGGAGAUGCAUCAACACAUGAUCAAGAUGUCUUCAGUUUCCUCCCAGAUGAGAGAUUCUGUCAUGGAUUUGUGGAAGUCUUAAGCCGUUAUAGAGAAAUUGUUCCUCAUCUACGGCUUGCAGGACCCACCUCUUUUGCUCCUAUCAUUGAAAUGGCAAUGACUAUUGUCGAGCAGAGUGGUGGCCAGUACCAUGUGUUGCUGAUAAUUGCAGAUGGGCAGGUAACUAGAAGUGUUGAUACUGAGCAUGGACAGCUGAGUCCACAAGAGCGGAAGACUGUUGAUGCCAUUGUACAAGCUAGCAAGCUUCCUUUGUCAAUUGUAUUGGUCGGGGUUGGAGAUGGGCCUUGGGACAUGAUGAAGCAGUUUGAUGAUAAUAUCCCUUCUCGAGCAUUUGAUAAUUUCCAGUUUGUGAACUUCACUGAGAUUAUGUUAAAGAAUACUUCUCAAACACGGAAAGAGACAGAAUUUGCAUUAGCUGCAUUAAUGGAGAUUCCCUCGCAGUAUAAGGCCACAAUAGAGCUUAAUAUUCUAGGCGCUCAGAAGGGAAAUAUCCCUGAGAGAGUUCCUCUUCCUCCCCCAGUAUAUGGUGCAAAAUCUUUUAGCAGCUCAAAACCUUCCUGGUCUACCAGUUUUCAACCAUCAAGGUCUACAAGUUUUCAACCGUCCCCCACUAAAAGUUUCCAAACAAGUGUGCCUCCUUAUCCUGGAGACAGUGAACCUGUCAGCACAGCUCCAGCUGCUACAAGUUCUACAUAUGAUAGUCAGCUUUGCCCCAUUUGUCUUUCCAACUCAAGGGACAUGGCAUUUGGUUGUGGGCAUCAGACCUGUGAAGAUUGCUCAAGGAAUAUCGAAACAUGCCCUAUUUGUCGAAGUUCAAUCCAAACCAGAAUAAAGCUGUACGUGUGACUCUUUUUUUUUUUUUUCUCUCUCUCUCUCUUUGUUGAUAUUCAUUGUAAUUUGUUAUCGGAAAAAUUGUGAAUAUUUAUUGUCACAAACCUAACAGUAUGUAAAUAGCUUUGGGAUGCUGAUUGGCCGUUUUAUUUUAUUUUUUUCUUCAUUUUCCUUCAAACCAAACGGUACCUAUUUUCAGUUAGACCUAAUAAACAGGUCAUGUUUGG
This is a messenger RNA of Rubroshorea leprosula, 1980 nucleotides long. The record is from the annotation of a GenBank genome assembly. Lineage: Eukaryota; Viridiplantae; Streptophyta; Magnoliopsida; Malvales; Dipterocarpaceae.